ACCCCAUUUAUAUAUCGCCGAUAGGCUUCUCUCUCUCCCGUCAGCUCAGUUUCGCAACGCCAUCCUCGUCUCCAUCGAAACCCCAAUCUCAUCAUCGUCGCCCUCUCUGUGUAUGUAUAUGUUGAUGUAUAAUAUAUACCAUAUAUAAUAUACACGCGCAUAUACAUACACACAUUAUAUAUAACCCCGAGCGCGACUCUUCUUUCUCUAUCUGUUGAUCCCUAACCCUUAUCGAAGGAUACCGAAAGCGCUUGUUGAUGGGGACUGUGAUGACGAAUUCCGACGGUGCGGUGGUCGGCGGAGGAAGCGACGGCGUUUUGGGGUGUAAUCUGAAGCGUGAGAAGCUUAUAAUCGAUACUGACCCUGGUAUCGAUGACACUAUGGCAAUCUUAAUGGCAUUUCAAACUCCGGAGUUGGAAAUAUUGGGCUUGACAACAAUAUUCGGUAAUGUUACCACUGAAGAUGCCACUCGCAAUGCCUUGCUUCUCUGUGAGAUCGCAGGGCAGCCAGGUGUGCCUGUGGCGGAGGGAAGCCCUGAGCCUCUGAAGGGUGGAAGGCCACGUGUUGCUGACUUUAUCCACGGUUCCGAUGGAUUGGGGAACAUAUUUAUACCUCCUCCAGAAACAAAGAAAAUUGAGAAGACUGCUGCUGAAUUUCUUGUUGAUACAGUGUCUCAAUAUCCUGAUGAAGUAUCAAUACUUGCCCUUGGCCCCUUGACAAACUUGGCAUUGGCAAUCAAAAGGGAUUCUUCCUUUGCAAGAAAGGUGAAGAGGGUGGUUGUACUUGGCGGUGCUUUCUUUGCACUGGGAAAUGUAAAUCCUGCUGCUGAAGCAAAUAUUUAUGGAGACCCGGAAGCAGCAGAUGUUGUGUUUACAUCUGGGGCUAACAUUACUGUUGUUGGAAUAAAUAUUACGACCCAACUCAAGUUUACAGAUUCUGACCUCCUCCAACUGCGGGAAUCAAAAGGAAAACAUGCUCAAUUCAUAAGUGACACUUGUAAAUUCUACAGAGAUUGGCAUGUGAAAUCUGAUGGUGUUUAUGGGAUUUUCCUCCAUGACCCUGUCAGUUUUGUAGCAGUAGUCCGUCCUGAUCUCUUUACAUACAAGAAGGGGGUUGUGAGGGUUGAGACUCAGGGCAUCUGUGUUGGGCACACACUGAUGGAUCAAGGACUAAAGAAUUGGAAUUCAAACAAUCCAUGGACAGGCUAUUCCCCUGUUGAAGUUGCUUGGACAGUGAACGUGGAUGAAGUCCUUGAUUAUAUAAGAGAUCGACUGAUGACAUCGUGAAAGCUAUGGGAUUAGGUGACUUCAAUCGAAAUUGUGUCAAUAAAUAAAAUUAAAAAAAAUUAAAAGUUGAAAGGGUCGCCUCAUGUUACCCCUGAAAAUCUCUUCAUGGCUCUUCCUCAUUCUUAGAGAUACUGAACUCUGUGGAGGACGAGCUAGAUCAACCUUACAUUUAGUGAACUUGUAAAACAUUAUGACAUGCAAUUAGCUGUUAUAUGAAGUUUCAAAAAGUAGUGAAAAUUCCUCUGAAAGUGUUGUGCAA
Rosa chinensis is the source of this 1545-nucleotide messenger RNA. RefSeq names its product uridine nucleosidase 1. The record is from RefSeq and is a predicted model, not a curated record. Bases 258 to 1286 code for a protein of 342 amino acids. Gene Ontology annotation, molecular function: purine nucleosidase activity. Gene Ontology annotation, biological process: purine nucleoside catabolic process. Lineage: Eukaryota; Viridiplantae; Streptophyta; Magnoliopsida; Rosales; Rosaceae. The transcript is spliced from 9 exons. Gene Ontology annotation, cellular component: cytosol.